Molecule: messenger RNA, 943 nt
Organism: Mytilinidion resinicola
Lineage: Eukaryota; Fungi; Ascomycota; Dothideomycetes; Mytilinidiales; Mytilinidiaceae
Exons: 2
Coding region: 72-800 (242 amino acids)
Source: RefSeq, a predicted model, not a curated record
GAGGUACUGUCGGAGGGAGGCGUCGUACCCGUGUUGAUGGGCAUCGAAGUUUCGCUGGGCCCGGAUUCAAAAUGGUGUUGAACAACGCUCCUGCUGCCAAUGGCGGAGGAUGGAGAUCAAGUCAAGCAGGUGCUGCUCGCUCAAACUGGAACUCCUCCAACAACAACCCCAUGGGCGGGCAAUGGAGGACCACCGCCAACCCCUCAAAUGUCACCACCGGAAUACAGAAGAUGACAUUAGGCUCUAACGCUUCUACCACCUCACGCUCCACAGCCUAUGGGCGCUCCGGCGGCCCCGUUAUCGCGAGCUACUCCAAAAGCACCACUGGGGAUAUUAUAAAUGCACCUCACUUCGAGCCUCUCGGUGACCCAACCAUUCCUGUCGGUCACGCAGACCGUACCGAGUCUACUAUAGGCCCUGCUUCUACCAAGAACCGAUACAUGGUUGUGAUCGCGAGAUUCCCAGACCAUUUGUUCGCCUGCCCCCUCUAUAGCCACUCUGGUCGUGGCAUCGGGCACAAGGCUGCGGAUGUACGCGCUAAUCACAUAGCAAUGAAGAUGCAAAACGAUACAUCGGACAGCUCUAAUAAUCAGACGCCGUAUGAGCCGCUGGAAGUGCGUUAUGCAUGGAAUAAUUUCACGCUAAAGAGUACAUCCAAUGCGCAUCUCAUGGCGCCCGUUGCGGUGAGCUAUAUUAAUGUUAACGAUAUCUCAGGACAGCUUACUGUAGAGAGCUGUGAGUCAUUGGCGGAGACUUUCAAGAAGCUUAUGGUGAAGGCCAUUGAAGAUUCUCUUGAUUAGGUGAGUAGGUAACGUCUAGUAUCGUCGAAGGUGUUUUUGUAGCUUUUCGCUCACCCUUCCUCACCCGCUGCAGCGCAGUCUCGGAUGUACUGUAUCUUGCCGGAAGCUCAAGCUGGUUUCUAGAUUGGAAUCUCUACCGUUAC